CAACGUACUAGUUAUUGUUGGCAACGUCAAUGGCGAGGUCUCACAGCUCUCAGAAAGUUGAUAUUUACAAACAGUGAAUUAAUCCACACCAACAAUGGAUAUUGUUUAUGUGUAUGUUAAGAAACGAGCCGAAUUUGGACGACAAUGUAAUUUCACAGAUCGUGCUGCAGAACUUCAUGUGGACAUAGCACCUGAUCCAGGAAAAAUACUUGAUUUCAUUGAACGGGAUCCUGUUCACAGGGGUGUACAAUGUGUCCCUGAAAUGUCCGAGCACACCACAAACACUGAAAGCUAUGAAUAUGAAGUACAUGGGAUUAAUCACAAAGAAGGUGGAUGGCCAAAAGAUGUCAAUUGUCAGGAAGUUGAGCAGGUGAUGCGGUAUAGAAAGAAGGUAGAAAAGGAUGAAGGCUACAUCACGGCAAUCACUUCUAUGGGAAGCGUUAUGGAACACUGUAUCAAACAGAACAAUGCUAUUGACAUUUAUGAAGAAUAUUUUAAAGACAUUGAUUUCCAUGACACUGAUGAAGCACCAUCUGCCAAAACAGUCAAUCUUUUCAGAGAUCCAAAUGACCGCCAACGUACAGCAUCCUAUAUUACCUGGUAUCCAGAGAAGCCAUCCCGGCUGGCUGUGUCAUAUUGCAAUCUAGACUUUGAUACGCCUGAGAUAAAGUCUUCAAUGUACUCAUAUAUCUGGAGUAUUGAAAAUACCAACAAGCCUGAGAUGUCACUACACCCGCCUUCAUCAUUGGUGUGCAUUGAAUAUAACCCAAAGGACUGUCAUAUCAUAUUGGGUGGUUGUUUUAAUGGACAACUUGGAUACUGGGAUACACGGAAGGGACCCACUCCUGUUGAGAUGACCCCUGUACCUAUGAGUCACCGCGAGCCAGUUCACAAAGCUAUUUGGAUCCAGUCAAAAACUGGCAAUGAGUUCUUUUCAGCUUCAUCAGAUGGCAAAAUUCUAUGGUGGGACAACAGGAAAAUGUCAGAACCCACUGAAACACUGCUGCUGGAUCCAACCAAGAAACAAGAUCCCACAAUGGUCCAGGGUGCUAUGAGUUUAGAAUAUGAACCAACUAUUCCUACUAAAUUUAUGGUUGGCACCGAACAUGGAACUAUUAUUUUGUGCAACAGGAAAGCCAAAUCAGAUGCUGAAAAACUUGUCACUAUCUACAAGGCGCAUUCAGGUCCAGUUUAUGCUGUUCAACGAAACCCUUUUUUCACCAAAAACUUCCUCACUGUUGGUGAUUGGCAGGCACAGAUUUGGUCUGAAGACAGCAAAGAUUCUUUCAUCAUGAGAACCAAGCAACAUUCCUGUUAUUUGAGUGAUGGUUCCUGGAGUCCAGUCCGACCAGCUGUAUUCUUCACCACAAAAGUGGAUGGGACACUUGACGUCUGGGAUUAUCUUUAUAAACAAAAUGAGCCAUCUUUAACUAUUCAGGUGUGUGAUGAACCGAUACAUUGCCUUAAGGUUCAAGAACACGGACAUCUGGUGGCUUGUGGUUCCAGUUAUGGUACAACUACACUAUUGGAACUAUCAAACAGAUUUUACACAAUGCAGAAGAAUGAGAAGAACAUCAUUACUGAAAUUUUUGAACGAGAAACAAAACGAGAGAAGGUUCUGGAAUCACGGCUCAGGGAACAGAAACUCAGAGUGAAACUGACCAAGAUGUCAAUACAUCAACCACCUCCCGAUGAAGAGCAGAAACCUCCAAGUGCUAAAAAGGUGAAGGAAGCCACUACAGAAUUCUGGGAUAAUGUUAACAAAGACAAGAAACCAACAGAUUCCGACAAAAAGGAUCCAUCCACAGUGGGAGAUGACAAGGAAAAAGCAGCACCUCAAAAUGAAGCAGGAGCUGAAAAGGAAGCUGACCAGUAACAGUAGUUAAGUGAAACUGACAUGGAUGCUGAAGACACUUCAGAUGAGCAGUAAAUGUCCGGAUUGAUGAACAAACCAUAGAACUGCCAUUUUGCAUUCUUCGCACCAAAAGCUGUUUGCUGAUCAACAUUAUAUUGUUUUGUUUGCUUUGUUUAUUUUUAUAUACUGGAAAAUUCUUUAAGCCAUCAAGAAAUGUUUCUUUUUUUUUAUGAUGGAGACUUGUUUUAACCUUUACGAAUACUGUGUACAUUGCUUGACAGGAUGAAAAUUCUA
Molecule: messenger RNA, 2149 nt
Organism: Octopus sinensis (East Asian common octopus)
Lineage: Eukaryota; Metazoa; Mollusca; Cephalopoda; Octopoda; Octopodidae
Product: dynein intermediate chain 3, ciliary-like
Exons: 16
Coding region: 95-1876 (593 amino acids)
Biological process (GO): outer dynein arm assembly; cilium movement
Cellular component (GO): outer dynein arm
Molecular function (GO): dynein light chain binding; dynein heavy chain binding
Source: RefSeq, a predicted model, not a curated record